Molecule: messenger RNA, 687 nt
Organism: Entrophospora candida
Lineage: Eukaryota; Fungi; Glomeromycota; Glomeromycetes; Entrophosporales; Entrophosporaceae
Source: the annotation of a GenBank genome assembly
AUGUCCACAAACAAAAGUAAAAGUAGUGACAGUAUUCAUAAAGCUUCCUUUGAAGGAAAACUAUUUAUUAUUCAACAAGUUUUAGAGAAAGAGCCUAAUGCCAUCAAUUCAAAAGACGAGGAUCAAAGAACUCCAUUACACUGGGCUGCAUCUGGUGGGCAUUUGGAUAUUGUAGAGUAUUUGAUAGAUAAAGGAGCAAAUGUUAAUAUUGUAGAUGAAUCAAACUGGACUCCUUUACAUAUUGCAGUAUCCACAGGAAAUCUGGAUAUUGUGCAAAAGUUGGUUCUAGCAGGAGCUAAUAUCAAUAGUCAAAAUGACAUUGGACUAACUCCCUUGCAUUACGCAGCUUCAAAAAAUAAGCUUGAAAUCGGAAGAUUUUUGUUGGAAAAAGGUGCAGAAGUCAAUAUUAAAGACAAAAACAAUCAAACUCCACUUCAUCGUUGUACAGUACAUGGAUAUUCCUUAUUUGCAAAAUCUUUGAUAGAAAAUGGAGCAAAUCUCAAUGUACCUGAUAAAGUCAAGAAUACAUCUCUACAUUUGGCAUGUGAAGAAGGACAUGGAGAUACUGCACGGUUGUUGAUUGAAAAUGGUGCCUCUAUUGAUAUGGAAAAUGACGAAAUGAAAACUCCGUUGGAUCUUUGUGAUAAGAAAUUAAAAAAUUAUUUAAUGACGCAUCUUACCGGUUGA